AUGCUUAUUAGGUUAUCCACAAACAUCAUCAAGAGAAUUAGAUAGACAUACUGUGUUCAGGUAUCUGCUCCAUAAUAUCCAAGAAUUCCACUAGAACUCAGUUGGAAACCAUAAGCAAAAUUGAUGAUCUAGAAAAAGUGUAAUAAGAAUGGUUGGAUUUGGUUAAAUAAAAAGGCAAUAAUAAUCAUGAUCAAGAUGAUGAUAUUGAAGAGCAGGAGGACAAAAAAGAAGCCAAAGUCAAUGACGACUUAUAAGAAAGUGAAAGUGAAUCCGAUGAUGAUGAUGAACCUAAGGGGGGAAGGAAGAUACCUUUAGUUGAAUUAGUCAAAGGUUUUAUUCCAAGACUUUUAAGACCAGAACCUCAGGAAUGAC
Paramecium octaurelia is the source of this 372-nucleotide messenger RNA. Lineage: Eukaryota; Ciliophora; Oligohymenophorea; Peniculida; Parameciidae. The record is from the annotation of a GenBank genome assembly.